ACGAGAGCACAAGCGGAAGUAAAUAGUUGCCAUGGCAUGGCUAGCUAGUGAGAGGGGAUAAAGUAGCAAGUGAAGCGUGGAUGCUCCUCACAUUUAACGGAUAAAGUCAUUUCCAGUCGUCAGAAUUAGUGGGUUGAACGUUGUUGAAUGAUAGACUCGCUCCGUCAGCAUUUCCAUCAUAACUACGACACGAGAGUAGAGGAAUCGUGUUGCACGUUUGGGGCCUGGAAAGACGUAUGCUAACGUGGCUAGUCUGGGCAGCGUUAACGCGGCGGUUUCGCUAACGUUGCCUUUAGCUUCGCAGCCUAGCCGAAGACCACAAGUGGCUAGUUUCACCGGUUUAUCUGUCCUAACGCUAGCCUUUUGGGCAUAAUUAACGUCACCCCAGCUAGUGUUAACUCUGGCCGCGGUGGAGGGAAAGCUCGGCUGGAUUUAAAAUGAUAAUUGAAAACCUCGAUGCCUUGAAAACAUGGCUGUCUGAUACCCUCGAGCCUAUCUGUGACGCAGACCCCUCUGCCCUUGCCAAGUAUGUUGUUGCUUUGGUGAAGAAGGACAAAAGUGAGAAGGAACUCAAAGCCCUGUGUAUAGACCAGUUGGAUGUAUUUCUUCAGAAAGAGACCCAGCCAUUUGUGGAUAGGCUGUUUGAAGCCAUUAACAACAAAAACUACCUCCCGCAGCCAGAGCAGGCAUCCUCACUGGCCAAGGCUGAAAAAGAUGAGCCGAAGAAAGAUGAGACAAAUCGGGAUGACGAGCGGGAGAAGAAGUUUUCUCGACGAGUGAAUCACAGCCCUCCACAAUCAAGCUCUCGCUACAGCAGAGAUGGCAGGAGAGGAGAUGAUCGUAAGAGAGACGAUCGUCCACGGAAGAGGGAAUAUGACCGCAACCCACCAAGGAGGGAUUCAUACCGUGAUCGCUACAACCGCAGGAGAGGUCGCAGCCGCAGUUACAGUCGUAGCCGCAGCCGGAGUUGGAGCAAGGAUCACAUCCGAGACCGCGACAGAGAGAGGGACAGGGAUAGAGAGAGGGACAGAGACCGGGAUCGAGAUCGCAGCAGGAGCCCAUCCCACAGCAGAACUCGGUCUAGAAGCAGGAGUAGAGAGAGAGACUCUGGGAAGUUGAAGUAUGAUCACGAUCACAGGUCAGAGAGUGGUGAUGGCUACACCCCAGCAGCCCUGGUCUCAACUGCAACCACGUCGCACUUCCCUGUGCCAACACUGAGCAGCACCAUUACAGUCAUCGCCCCCACCCAUCAUCACAGUAACAACACCACUGAGAGCUGGUCAAACUUUCGCCCUGAGCACGCUGUGGAUCGUGGUCCUUUCAUUCGGGGACCUCCCCCUCAACAGAGGAAACGAUGUCGUGACUAUGAUGAGAAGGGCUUCUGCAUGAGAGGGGACAUGUGUCCUUUCGACCAUGGAAGUGACCCAGUUGUGGUGGAGGAUGUGAAUUUGCCCAGUAUGCUGCCCUUCCAACCUCCACCAAUCCCAGGUGUAGACGCACCGCCACCCCCAGGUCUCCCACCACCCCCACCGCUCAUGAACCCCCCACCUGUGAACCUGCGGCCCCCUGUGCCCCCACCAGGCGCCCUCCCACCCAGCCUUCCACCUGUUGCAGGUCCCCCUCCUCCGCUUCCUCCGCUGCAACCGUCAGGCAUGGAUGCUCCUCCCAAUUCCAUCACCAGCUCUGUUCCCACCAUUGUCACCUCUGGGAUGCGCCCCUCUCUUCCCCAGGCAUCAGUGCCGCUCUUCCCCCCUGGUAAUGACUACAACUAUGAGACAGAUGUGUACAAUCCUGAGGCUCCCAGCAUCACUAAUACCUCCAGGCCGAUCUACCGCCACCGGGUCAAUGCCCAGAGACCCAAUCUGAUUGGCCUCACAAUGGGGGAGGUGGACCAGCCGCAGAGAGACAAGAUUCCAAACAACAGUAUGAGGAUCGUGAUGGAGUCUGAUUCUAGGAAAAGACCAUCAAUGCCCCACGAUGUAGGCCUUCCUCCCAAGAAACCUUGGUUUGACAAACCCAACUUUAACAAACCCAACCACCAGGGCUACCACAAAAGACCUCCAUUCUUUCCUAACGCCAAGCUGCUGGUUCGGCAGAUUCCCACCGAGCUCAACAACAUCAGCAAACUCAAUGAACAUUUCAGCAAGUUUGGCACCAUCGUCAACCUACAGGUGGCCUACCAGAAUGACCCAGAAGGUGCACUGAUUCAGUUUGCCUCGCCCGACGAGGCCAAGCGGGCUAUGCAAAGCACAGAGGCUGUCCUCAAUAACCGCUUCAUCAGGGUGCACUGGUAUCGCGACGAUGGGAGUGAUGGGCAGGGCCAGGGCCAGUCACACUCACAGCAGCAGCCUCAGACACAACCAAUCAUGCAGCCCUCAGCCACGUCUCUGAAGCAGUCUGUGAAAGACCGCCUCGGACCCCUGCUCUCUGCGAACUCUGAGCCCUCCCAAGACUCCAGUGUAGCCUCUCAGAAUCCUUCCAAAGUGUCAGUGAAGGACCGUCUGGGUUUCUCUGCCAAACCAGCAGCUCCUGUUGAAAAAGUGUUUUCAACAUCCAUGGGCCUCACAAAGACUGUAUACAAUCCUGCUGCACUGAAGGCAGCCCAGAAAACCUCAGAGGAAGCCCUGAAGAAGAAGCAGGAAGCUCUAAGGCUACAGCAGGAUGUGCGGAAGAAGAAGCAGGAAAUACUGGAAAAGCACAUCGAGACACAGAAGCUCCUGAUAUCUAAACUCGAGAAGAAUAAAGCAAUGAAGGCAGAGGAUAAAGCCAAGAUCAUGGAAACUUUGGGAAUGUUAACAAAGAGUAUCACCAAACUACAAGAGGAGAUAAAGGGAAUCUCAGGCAGCAGCAACCCACUACGUGCAUCCAAGAGCAAGGCUCAGGCUCAGAAGGAACUGCUGGAUGCAGAGCUUGACUUGUACAAGAAGACUCAGUCCGGAGAGGACACUGCAACGUUGAAGAUCAAGUAUACCCAGCUGCAAAUUGAGGCAGCUAAAAGGGGAAUCCUCUCACCUGGGCGAGGCCGAGGGGUCCACCCUCGGGGCCGCGGGGCUCUCAGAGCCCGGGGAAGGGGCUCCAGAGGUCGGGGGAGAGGUGUGCCAGUGCAUGCAGUCGUGGACCAUCGACCAAGAGCACUGGAGAUUUCUGGUUUCAUUGGAACGGACUGUGUAGAUUUGCUGCCACACUUUGCUCAAUAUGGAGAGAUUGAAGAUUGCCAGAUUGAUGAAAACAACUUGUCUGCAGUCAUCACUUACAAGUCGAGAGCAGAGGCAGAACAGGCGGCUAUUCAUGGAGUAAGGUUAAACAACCAGAUCUUACGCCUGGCCUGGCAUAAGGCUGUAAUGAAUCUCAGUGCUACAGAAGCUGAUGAAGCAGAACCAGAAGACGAUGAGUACCCAGAAGAGUCACUGAGUGACGAUGCGUUGUUGCAGGAUGACGAUGAGGAAGAGGAUGACAACGAGCCUCGCUCCUGGCGCAGAUGAAGAUCAGUCGGACGCUCUUCCCCGAUGUUCAGCAUUGGAAAAGGAGCAACAAUCCAGCAAAUUUAUAAGAUUUCAAUGCCUGUUUAUAAAUGAACAAGGCACAUUUUCUCUUUGGCUAGACAUUUUUUUUUCUCCUUCACAAAUGUUUAACUGGCAGAACAACCGAGUGUGAGUUUGAUUCAUUUUAACAGUUGUGAUUUUUUUAAUGCUCUUAAUGUAGAAUUAGUUAUGUAUUUUUUUUGGUUUUCUUUUUGGUUGACAAUACACAAAUAGUUUGUCAGGACACUUGACAGCUGAUCACUGGUUGAACGGUCCGUUUAAGAAAACAAAACCUGUGUUGUAAUUUAACUGAAUAACAGACAGUAGCAUUUGCGGAGUAGUAUUAAGUUGACUGGUUUAAAUGCUCACAUGUAAAUAUUUUAUGUCUGUGUUUAAAUGAUUUGUAUGAAAGCUUGGCUUCUCAGUUCUUGGCUUUACUUGGGAUUGUACAAAAAAAUAAAGAAUUGAAAUGGUCUGAAAACAUCCUGCCCAAAACAAACAAAAAAAGAGAGAAAAAAAAAAGACAAAGUGCUGUGGCAGUGAAAAAAGAACACUUCAAAAAGAGUUUGAAAAAAAAGACCAUUUCAAAAAACAAAAAACUU
Molecule: messenger RNA, 4123 nt
Organism: Acanthopagrus latus (yellowfin seabream)
Lineage: Eukaryota; Metazoa; Chordata; Actinopteri; Spariformes; Sparidae
Gene: rbm26
Product: RNA binding motif protein 26
Exons: 22
Coding region: 438-3482 (1014 amino acids)
Biological process (GO): mRNA processing
Cellular component (GO): nucleus
Molecular function (GO): RNA binding; metal ion binding
Source: RefSeq, a predicted model, not a curated record